AUGCCGCGGCGAGGUACCGGCCGUGAAGAACCGAGGAUUGAGGCAGAUAUUGGACGUGACACCACAAGUCUGGUGAUUCGUCGGCUGCCACAGCACAUCACGACAGAGAGGUUGGUAGAGGUUCUCCGUGAGUCGUCAAAGGGACGAUUUGACUUCGUGCACAUCCCACACGACCAGCAGACAGGGCUGAAUGUUGCAUUGGCCUUCGUCAACUUUGUCGAUCAUGAUGCGGCAGAGAAAGCAUACCGGACUCGGCUGAUGCGGCCAACCGGUGGUCGAAAUCCACUCGGGCCAAUACGCAUCAGACCAGGCACCAUCCAGGGUUUGGGUCCAAACCUGGCAUACUUCAUCACUCGUUUUGGGCUGGAUGCCCUUGAGGGACCCAGUGCACCUCAAGUGUUCGAAGGAGGGCAGCGUGUGCCGCUGACAGUCUCGUUUCUCCACAAGUAUGUCACGGUAGACAUGCUGAAGUCGCAGCUCGAUGAGCUUGCAGGGUCAGAUCCUGUGAUCAGUUCCAGGAUCGAAGAUCAGUUCUCCCUGCUCUUUCCCACGGAAGCCUUUGCAGCACCACGAAUUCCUGCAGAUGUCAGCCUUUCGGGGGACAGCACGGCGAUGUCGAGUGCACGGGCCUGGCUUGACGGAAACCCUACCGAUCCCUCCAGCAAGGACACAAGGGAUACUCCCGAUUCGAUUGUCGUUGCUCCAAGCUUCCGAUCUGACCUGAGUAAUUCGUCCAGUGACCAGGAUGUUGGCGGAGUUCCGCUUUCUCCACAAGGACAGACUUCUAUACCAGGUCGUGGCUUGGAGCGUCUGGCGCACUACAGCGAAGGUGGCAUGACGGUCUACCAGCUCUAG
Symbiodinium sp. CCMP2456 is the source of this 855-nucleotide messenger RNA. NCBI's taxonomy places the organism in Eukaryota, Dinophyceae, Suessiales, Symbiodiniaceae. The record is from the annotation of a GenBank genome assembly.